GUCAAAUCAAAACUGAAAGUAACUGCUGUUCUGUCACUUAGUUACAAGAUAUAUAAGGUGUUUCUUAGAAACAGAGAGCGGAAUCAUCACAGACCGUCAGACUGAUUUGCAGUAACUACAAGAUUGUGUGUAGACCAAGGAUUUCCUAGGAUGUGGCUUGUUAAAAAGUUCCAGAAACAACCCCCUCCCCCAUCUCCAGUAGAGUAUGCCACACCAUGGAGGUCAGUGAACUGGAGGGAGGAGAGUAAGGAAAACAUACUGAGAACACUAAAAAAUGUUCAGCCUGGGAACUCAGAGGUUAACACUCUCAGAAUUCUUGUGCAUGGACCAGUAGGGGCUGGGAAAUCAAGCUUCUUUGACUCUGUGAAUAGUUCUGUCCAGGGCCGCAUUACUACCAGAGCCCUGUCACAUGUAGAAACAGAUCAAAGUAGAAGUUUCACACUGGCGUGCAAAACUUACAAAAUCAAGAAGGACAUGACCAGUUUCUUCCCUUUCACACUAACUGAUAUCAGGGGUUUGGACAGAAAUGGUAGGGGAGGGAUACAGACGGAUGACAUCAUAAAAGUAUUGAAUGGUCACAUCAAAGAUGGUUACUUUUUUAACCCAGAUAGACCAAUUACAGAAGAUGACGAAAAGUACAACAGGACUGGGUGUCUGAAUGAAAAGAUUCAUUGUCUGGUGGCUGUUCUUCCAGCUAACAAUUCUACUAUAGCAGAUGAGGAUGUCAUGAGACAAAUAAGAGAAGUUCGGGAGGCUGCAGGACGUUUGGGCAUUCCUCAAGCCAUAAUCAUGACCAAGGUCGAUGCAGCAUGUCCACUGGUUAAAGAAGACCUUGAGAAGGUCUACACAAGCAAGAAAAUAAAAAAGAAGUUUGCUUUCACAGAUGGAGGAGUGUUCUCUCAAUCUAGGAGUUCCUGUGAAAUGCAUCUUCCCUGUAAAGAACUACCAUGAGGAACAUGCAGUUGACACAAAAAUGGAUGUUCUGAUUUUAGAUGCAUUAUUAAAUAUUGUUAACUUUGCCAAUGAUUACGUGGAGGACCAGGUAGACAGUGAUUAAAUACUCUCCUAUAAUAGGCUGAAUUCUGAGUCCCAGGUUAUGUGUGAUAUUUUCCAAAAUUACGAGGGGAUAGGAGAUGGGUUUUCAAACCAAUAUUACUUAUUUGUAGUUUUAUCAAUAACCAUUGCAUACAAUAAAAUAACUAUGCUUUAACAAACUUUACAUAAUAUAGACAACUGUCUGAUAGUAUUGUGAAUCUCUAUCAUCCUACAUAGUGUCUGCUGUUAAUAGUGUUAUAUUUGUUUAACAAUACAUUAUCAUAUUCAUCUUAACUAAAGACAAAUAUAUUUACAUAUCAUGAGGUUUUAAUCACAGCUAUGUAGACCAUAAUCAGGACAGAGAGAUCAUGUUUUACGUUAACAAUAGUUUCAUUUUGUGAGACACCUAUUAAACUUCAUCUAUUUCUUUUUAAUUAUCUAACUUUUCAGUGUCAGGAAAUAUUUUAGUGUACCAGUGUAUUACAAUACAUUAUACUUUUACUCUAUACACCUCUUAAAAACAUCAAUAAAGAUAGACAUUCA
Myxocyprinus asiaticus (Chinese sucker) is the source of this 1578-nucleotide messenger RNA. It is a transcript of the gene ifi44b, whose product is annotated as interferon induced protein 44b. Bases 151 to 951 code for a protein of 266 amino acids. The record is from RefSeq and is a predicted model, not a curated record. NCBI's taxonomy places the organism in Eukaryota, Metazoa, Chordata, Actinopteri, Cypriniformes, Catostomidae. The transcript has 8 exons.